UCUGCCGAGUCCAGCUAUUAUGUUUAUAACUUGUUCCACAUCGCGCCAAAGUGUGAUCAAGUUUUCCAUCUAGCUAUUGAAUUAGCGACGAUGAUGACACCAGCUGGUCUUUGACUCUGGCUGAUACAUUCAAAGCGGUCGGUGGCGUGUGAUGGCCGUAAUUUAUCGCGUGCAUGCAACGAGGACGACACAAUCCAAAGGAAUUCGAUCAGCCGUAGAACGAGUGUAACACUGACAUGAACACUUUAAUCCUAACGAAAAUGAUGACCGGCCGCGGAGUUGUUCGACGAUACUCCCCGUUUAAAUCAUGGUACAGUACUAACCAUACAAUGAACGGUGUACCUAUAAUUUGUACAGAUUUAUAUGAUCCAAAGAGACUACUGCUGGAGCCUACAUUUUCGCCAAUGUACAUUAAUAACACAACAUGCCUUCCCAUUCGUACAUUUUAUUUAACUUCAAACUGGAAAGGCCAGGAAUCAUCAUCCAAGGUCGAAGAAACAGUGAAGAACAUUAAAGAAGAAAAGGAACUGAAGCAAAAAAUGGUGGAUGGUAUUGUAAAAGAUGUCGACCCAUCAAAGAAAGCUAUUGUCAAAGCCUCAAUAUGGCAAAGAAUCAAGAGCGAGAUAUUGCACUAUUAUCACGGAUUUCGACUGCUGGGACUCGAUAUGAAAAUCUCAGCAAAGUUAAUAUGGAGAAUUUUGCAUGGCAAGGAGCUCAGCAGAAGAGAACAUAAUCUGCUGAUAAAGACAACUGGAGAUAUGUUCAGGUUGAUUCCUUUCUCUGUUUUCAUCAUUGUUCCAUUUAUGGAAUUUUUACUUCCUGUGGCGAUUAAAUUAUUCCCUGGCAUGUUACCCUCCACCUUCCAAACGGCAACUGAAAAGGAAGACAAACUUAAACAGGCUCUAAAGGUCAAGAUAGAAAUGGCCAAGUUUUUGCAAAAAACGUUGGACGAAAUGGCGCUGCAAUCGUCGGACCACAGAUCCGAGAAGGCCAAGGAGUUCGCGGAAUUUUUCUAUAAAGUGCGAACAUCCGGCGCCGUCGCGACCAACGAGGAAAUCAUGAGGUUCAGCAAGCUUUUCGAGGACGAAAUAACUUUGGACUCGCUCUCGCGACCGCAAUUAAUCGCUCUGUGCAGAGUACUGGAUGUACAGACGCUUGGCACUACUAAUUUCCUACGAUUCCUGCUUAGGAUGAGACUGAGAAGUCUUGUCGCAGACGACAAACUGAUCGAAAAGGAAGGAGUCAACACUUUAACCAGAGCCGAGCUGCAACAAGCAUGCAGAGCACGCGGUAUGCGUGCUUACGGAUUGCCGGAGAACCGAUUAAAAGAUCAGUUGUCACAGUGGUUGGAUUUGAGUCUGGAGAAGAAAGUUCCACCUUCUUUACUGUUGUUGUCACGAGCGCUUAUGAUACCCGAAACGGUGCCUAUGUCGGACAAGCUGAAGGCCACUAUAUCGGCUUUGCCCGAUGCGGUGGUGGCUCGUACGAAGGGUGCUAUUGGAGAGAAGGAGGGUAAAAUGGAUCACAGGACGAAUAUUGAGAUCAUAAAAAUGGAGGAGCGUAAGAUCGAGGAGGAGAGGAAGGAGAUGAAAGAAACGGAGCCGCAGCCGAUCGCCUCAGAGCCCAGCGUCAAGAAGGACGAAAUUACCACUACGGAUGUAAAGGUUCUCGAACAGGCUCUGGACUCGAUUGGCAAGGAUAAUAAGAAUAUGGCUGUAGAGAAGGAGGAGAUCAAGGAGCUUAAAGAAGAAAUGGCCGAGUACCAAGAGGACAUUAAAGAACUGGAUCAGUUUAAAGCAGAGACGAAGGGCCAAACGGAUAUAGACGAUAUUAAAGUAUCGAAAGGCGCUAAGAGGUUGUUCAACAAAGUAAAUAAGAUGAUCUCUAAGAUGGACGCCGUCCUGUCGGAGCUCGAGCAAUCCGAGAAGAAAGUGAAGGAGAGGUUGCAAUCGCUGGGUCCUGACGAAAAGAAGGAUGCUAAAGACGUCGAGGAAUUAGUCAAGAUCGACGAGUUAGUCGCGGCCAUCAAGCAAAUCCAAAAUGUGCCCGAUGAACAUCGGCUAAAACGCAUAGCGGAAAUUUUAGGAAAAAUUGACGAUGAUCAGGACGGUGCAAUAAAAAUAGAAGAUGUCUUAAAGGUUGUAGAAUUAAUAGGUAAAGAAGAUAUUAAAUUAAGCAAAGAACAAGUGGACGAAUUAAUAGAGUUAAUGGAUAAGGAGGAAGAAUUGUUAGUGGAGGAGCAAAUGCAGAAGUCGUUGCAGAAGGAUUCCGAGGAACAGGAGAACAUGAAAGGCACGCACAGAUCCACGGUGCCCGCUACGCCGGUGACGACCGAGCCGGGAUUUGGAAAAGAGGAACUGGCGGACGAUGCCGUUAGGGAGUCCAGCACACCCUACACAAGUUCGUCCAUCGAGGAGGAGAAGCAGAAAUCGGCUGCCAUUCUCAAAAGCAAUUCCAAAUCUGACGAGGUGAAGAAUCCACCGCUUAGACCGAAUGUUCCACCGACACCGAAGAAGGCAGAAGGUUCCAAACAGCUAUGAUUAGCGCACAAUGGAAGAUAGAAAUAGUAUAUUCAAUUAUCGGAGCAAUAUUUUUACCGAAAUCUAACAGCAUAAAGUUUUGGUAUGGAUCUUCGUCUCUAUGUUGUAUCCCGCACAUGUUCUCUUUUCUUUUUCUCUUUUCCAUGUCUUAAAAAAAAAUAACUUUCAGACAUUAUUUGCUGCAAUUAAAGGAUGCAUCGUUGUUAGGGUUGAAAGUAAAAUUUUUUUAUAUUCAUGUGAAGACAUCUCGUUGACAUAAUUGGUCAUCGCUGAGAUAUAACAUUGUGUUGGUAUGUUGUACAUAAGAUGUGAGCGGAUAUACGUCUGCCUGUGUGUCUGUUGUAUAUUAUAUUGAGUCAAUAACGAGUUACGUUAUUUUGUAUUUCGUAUUGUAAACAGAUACACGCAACCCACAUACAUACACACACACACAUACAACUCCCGAAGUUUCCAUUCGAAGACUGUGAUGCAUUUAACGGCAUCAUUUGUUACACCGUAUCUUUUUGUCAGUAAUAUGUACUGGUUAUGAAGAUGUUACCAAAUAUUCAUUCUCCGAAGAAUUCAUUGUCGAUGUUACGCGUAAAUUCUUCGCAAGAAUGUCUGGAACGUUGUUAACAUCGACGAUAAAUAAACGGAGUGCUGAAAGAAGUGUGUUCGGUCUCUGUUACGAUACACAGAUUAUGAAACUGCAGUGAAUCCAGAAGAUAAUCAUUCCAUCUGUCUGAACGCCAUUCUUGUAUAUUUGUGAUACAUUUGACGUACAUUGAUCGUAACUUGAUAACAGAUUAGCAAUCGUAAAUUAUGGAUUACUUUGCAGCUUCAACUCGUUUCGGACUAUUUGGCACGAAAGAGAGAGAUAUAUAUAUCUAUAUAUAAAAAUGUACAGUAAUUUAUAAUUUACCUUAUCACUUGCGAAACACACACGCAGACAGGGACAUGUUCUACUUCAUACACGUACACAUAUUAUUACGUGAAACAAGGAUAAAAUGUAAAAAAUAAUUUAUAUACAUGUAUGAGUAUUAUUCGCGCCCUUCCCACGUAGAAUGCUAAAUUUGCAGAAGGAACUCUAUGAAAAAUAUUUCUACCUGUAAUGAGAUAUAUCGGUAUUAAGAUACCGCAUGUACAUAAAAA
This is a messenger RNA of Dinoponera quadriceps, 3671 nucleotides long. It is a transcript of the gene Letm1, whose product is annotated as LETM1 and EF-hand domain-containing protein anon-60Da, mitochondrial. The transcript is spliced from 7 exons. The record is from RefSeq and is a predicted model, not a curated record. Gene Ontology annotation, cellular component: mitochondrial inner membrane. Gene Ontology annotation, biological process: intracellular monoatomic cation homeostasis. The coding region runs from base 237 to 2540 and encodes 767 amino acids. Gene Ontology annotation, molecular function: ribosome binding; calcium ion binding. NCBI's taxonomy places the organism in Eukaryota, Metazoa, Arthropoda, Insecta, Hymenoptera, Formicidae.